Messenger RNA from Capronia coronata CBS 617.96, 1065 nucleotides. RefSeq lists its product as uncharacterized. Lineage: Eukaryota; Fungi; Ascomycota; Eurotiomycetes; Chaetothyriales; Herpotrichiellaceae. The transcript is spliced from 6 exons. The record is from RefSeq and is a predicted model, not a curated record. Gene Ontology annotation, molecular function: dioxygenase activity. Bases 1 to 1065 code for a protein of 354 amino acids.
AUGGCCAGUUCUUUCCGGACUUUGCCCAUCAUCGACUUCCAAGCUCUUCAGGACGAAGAACAGCGCUCUGAAGCGCUUCGAGAUCUAAAGCAUGCCCUAUUCAGCGUGGGAUUUUUGUACCUUGCGAACACCGGACUGGAGGGUUUAAUCAAGGAGACGCACGAAGCACUACCGGCCAUCUUCGAAUUGCCCGACCACGUCAAAGAAGAAUGCAACAUGAUCAACUCGCCUUCUUUCCUUGGUUAUACAGCCCUGGGCGCUGAGACGACGGCCAAGCGAACAGACUUACGAGAACAAUUCGAUUUUGGGAGUCCAGUGGAAGCCAUUUGGAAGCCGGGUGAUCCCAUGUGGAAGCGGUUGCAAGGACCAAGCCAGGCACGCCUUCAUGCGCUUCUCAGGAUGAAACUGGUACUGAUGAUGACGCGCCUGGUCAAUCGUUACAUCCAUGAGCUUUCUUUGCUCUCCAAAAAGUUUCUGCAUUGUGUCGCCGAAUGCCUUUCGCUGCCUGAAGCCACAUUCGAGCAGUUUCUGGGUAGGAUGGAUCGUCUGAAAUUCGUCAAGUAUCCUCCGGCAGAACCCGGAUCUCAAGGCGUCGGCCCGCACAAAGACUCUUCUGGCCAAUUUACUUUUCUAUCGCAAGAUACGGUCGGUGGCCUCCAGGUUCUGAACAGGUCAGGGGAAUGGAUUGACGCGCCACCCAUCGAGGGCACUCUUGUUGUCAACAUUGCACAGGGGUUUGAAGCCAUAACUGGCGGGCGGUGUCCGGCAACGAGCCAUCGAGUCAUUUCGCCCACGAAAACCACGCGCUACAGUGUACCGUUCUUCCUUGGAGUCAGGCUAGACCUCACCCUCGACCAAUUGAAAGAAUCUGCGGCAGAUAUUGUGCGGCAGAUACCUGGGUCUGCGGACAGGACAGUCCCUGCCGCCGAGGUCGCCAGCGAGUUUCUCUCUCCGCUUUAUUCCUGUUUUGGGGAGGCACAUUUGAGAAACCGCAUCGUCAGUCAUCCGGAUGUUGGGCAAAGGUGGUAUCCAGAUCUCUAUGAGAAGUAUUCUCAGGUCGUUUAG